GAAGAAGAAAAGCAAACCUGACGGUGGGCUUGCGCGUUGAUGUUGGGACUUAUUAGCUGCUAGCUGCUGAUUUUUUGUUUGUUUGCUUGCUUUUUCGGGCGCUUUUUGUUUUUAUCCGGUAAUUCCCCAACGUUCAGAAAAUGUCUGUGACUGAAAUGUUCAGCUACAUCCAGGGAUUCUUGAGCGCCGACCAGGACGUCAGAGAGGAUAUCCGCAAGGUGGUCCAGAAUUUGGAGCAGACCGCCAGGGAAAUCCUUACGGUGCUUCAAAGUGUUCACCAGCCAUCUGGGUUCAAAGAGAUUCCCAGUAAGUGUGCCAGGGCGCGGGAGUUAUUCUGCACUGUAAGGACGCACCUGGCUGAGCUCAAAACCAAAUUUCCCGCUGAGCAGUAUUACAGGUUCCAUGAACACUGGCGGUUUGUCCUGCAGCGUUUGGUCUUCUUAGCGGCCUUUGUCGUCUACCUGGAAAGCGAAGCCCUCGUCACGCGGGAGGAGGCGGCUCAGAUACUUGGAAUUGAAGUUGUGCGAGAGAAGGGCUUUCACCUGGACGUUGAAGAUUUCCUGGCUGGAGUGCUGAUAAUGGCCAGUGAACUGUCGCGGUUAGCGGUGAACAGCGUCACAGCGGGAGACUACAGCCGGCCGCUCCGCAUCUCGAACUUCAUCAAUGAGCUGGACUCGGGCUUCCGCCUGCUCAACCUGAAGAACGACCCGCUGAGGAAGCGCUACGACGGUCUGAAGUACGACGUGAAGAAGAUCGAAGAGGUGGUCUACGACCUGUCCAUCCGCGGUCUGGCGAAGGAGCCCGAGUCCGGCGGAGACAAGUAGAACGAGGAGCGUCGUUGGUUUGCUGUUGGGGCGGGGUUGUGUUGGCAGCUGCUUCCUGCUGCAGGACCUUCUGCAUGAUUGCCGCAGGUUGGAGACCUGGAAAGUCGGAGAUUCAGGGAUCUGCCUGAGGUCCCCAGCAGCCAAGGACAGACGGUGUGUCUGUGUAUGCGUGCGAGUGUUUCAGCAUGUAUUUGUGCAAAUGCAUGCGGGAGCGGUGGUUCACAUGGAUGUCAGUCUGUCAGAAAGGCAGCAGAGGCGUUAAGAGGAUCUCGGCGUUCUCAUUCAGAAGUUUAAGAUUAAAGGUUCAGUUUGUUGCAAGUUUUGGAAACGUGUUCCUGUGUUGCAGCGUCAUUGUAUUUCACCGUUCGUUCCGAUUUUCAACAGGGCCCUGUUUGGGAAGACUGUCGGAGAUAUCGUUUGAGUGUUUCAAUCAUUUUGUUCUGUGUUGUGUUCUAUUUCUCUUGUCAAAAUGAUAAAUUUGUAAAAAAAAAAAAAAAAAAAAGCUGUUUAC
Molecule: messenger RNA, 1335 nt
Organism: Xiphophorus maculatus (southern platyfish)
Lineage: Eukaryota; Metazoa; Chordata; Actinopteri; Cyprinodontiformes; Poeciliidae
Gene: tsn
Product: translin
Exons: 6
Coding region: 141-824 (227 amino acids)
Biological process (GO): RNA metabolic process
Cellular component (GO): cytoplasm; nucleus
Molecular function (GO): RNA binding; single-stranded DNA binding; sequence-specific DNA binding
Source: RefSeq, a predicted model, not a curated record